Messenger RNA from Ipomoea triloba (trilobed morning glory), 2131 nucleotides. RefSeq names its product F-box protein At2g32560-like. Gene Ontology annotation, molecular function: protein binding. The record is from RefSeq and is a predicted model, not a curated record. Bases 673 to 1863 code for a protein of 396 amino acids. The transcript is spliced from 5 exons. Lineage: Eukaryota; Viridiplantae; Streptophyta; Magnoliopsida; Solanales; Convolvulaceae.
ACUUUUCUCCAAGUUGGCCAGUGGCUAUGGAGGAGAUAGCUCAGAUCAGCCCGCCAUGAAAUCCACACAAAUCAAGAACCCAAACUCCAAGGCCUUACCUUAAAAUAACUGCAAAACUACCUUACCACCCCAUAUACAUCAAUAAUUAAACCAAACUUGCACGUCUUUGCUCCAUUGAAUCUUGGAAAUAGGAGGACCCCACAACCAGCUCCACCCAAUAUUCUUCUUCUUCUUCACCCCUCUAUACUUGUAUAUAUAUACAUACAUAUCUCCAUUGAUACGUAUUCUCUAUAACCCAAAGGGCAUUCUGUAUAUAUUUGCUGGAGUAGAUAUAUAUAUCCCAACUAACCUGAUUCUGGUUUGGAACUCAAUCAUUUACAUUGUAGAAAAGAUUGAGCAUUAAGGUUGUGGGUCUUUGUGUCUGGAUUCAUCCCCAAGCUUGAAUCUUUGGGGAUUUUCCAGGCUUCAGAGGCCCACAACAGCUCUUUUUCGUUUUUCCCUUCUCUAAUUUUUCCCGUUUUUGGGUUCUUUCUCAAAAUCCAUUUUUAGCCAUACUUUUCCUUCAAUCCUAAGAGAGAGAGAGAGAGAGAGAGAGAGAGAUUUUUAGCUUGGAGACAUUGAGGAGGCCCACUGAUUUGUUUUGGUGGGCUUCAUUAAUCAAAUCCUUUUCAAAUGCUUGUCUUCUUGGUAACCUCCUUCACCUUCAUAACUCUUCUGUGUAAAUCUCUGUCUCUCCAGCCACUCCCUUCAUGGGCUGCUGAGUUCAUAUUGCUGCCACUUUGGUUCUGGAAAGAUUUCUCAUUUCUGAGCUCAGUUAGGGGUCAGAAGAAGGCUCUCUCUGCUUUGGUUCCCUUGAGGAUGUUCCAAAGGAGGAAGACAACAUGUUCUUCUUCUGAGGGGGCAGAGAUGGAACCUGAAAUGUCAGUUCUUGAUUUGCCUGAUUUGGUGCUGGAAUGCAUUCUUGAGAGGCUUUCGCCCGAGGGGCUAUGUAACAUGGCUAGUGUUUGCAGCUCCUUGAGGGAGAGGUGUUUGAGUGAUAGUCUUUGGGAGAGGCAUUUGAGGCAGAAAUGGGGAGGGGUAAUUGGCCCUGCUGCUCACAGGGAGUGGCAAUGGCAUAUUGCUGCUUCGAACGAUUCGAGUUUCUUUGAUCAAACUAAGCAGCAGAGCUUCAUUGUGAGUUACCUCACUAGGCUGCUGUGGCCUCUCUCUGGAAUGGCUAGGUCGAAUUCGAGUAAGGGUGAUAGGAAGAGGAAUUCUCCCCCUGUUGGUUCAGUCAUGUCAUGGUAUCUUGCUCUUGAAUCUGGCAGGUUUUGGUUCCCUGCUCAGGUCUUCAAUCGCGAGAAUGGACAUGUUGGGUUUAUGUUGUCUUGCUAUGAUGCUGAUGUUAGCUAUGAUCCUAGGAAUGACACUUUCCAGGCCAGAUAUCCGCCCCAUGGAAGAAGGGCGGGUGCAAUAGAGAAAGGCGUGACUUGGGAUAGAUUAAGAGCUCCCCCUGUUGAUACCUCUCCGCAUUAUCUUCAUAUCUCUCUUUGCUUGAAUGAAUUGCUGCCCGGAGAUCACAUCGAGAUCCAAUGGAGGCGAAACAAAGAAUUCCCUUAUGGCUGGUGGUAUGGCGUGGUUGGCCACUUGGAAACGUGCGAUAGGAACGAGAUUUACUGCCGUUGUCAUGAAAGUGACACUGUGGUGCUGGAGUUCAACCAGUACAGCCCGGGAUCAAGGUGGAGGACAAAGACGAUUAGCAGAGCAGAACAUCGGGAGGAAGGGAACGAGGGCGAUGGGUUCUAUGGAGGAAUACGAAAACUUGACAGCAACCGCGAAAUUUCUGCGUGGAGGCAGCACUGGCCUGCUGAUAUGUUGGAAUAGAUGAUUUAAUUUUGCAGAAAGAAUCAGUUUAUGCAGUUUUGAAUGGCCUGGAACAGAGGGAAGUAUGAAGAAGAAGAAGGCCAGAAGGGUGUUUUGGCAAUGCCACAAGUUGCCUUUCUCCACAGAUCCUAGUUAUUGAACAAUUUAUUGCUCAUUAAUUGUUUCCACUUUAUACAUAAUUUGUUCAGUAAAUAUUCUUAGCUCCCUUCAGUUCCUCUUGUAGAGACUUUGAAGUAAUAGAUUUUUGAACCUUUCCUAGCUCUUACCA